This is a messenger RNA of Cyprinodon tularosa, 1664 nucleotides long. RefSeq names its product lipase, gastric (gene lipf). The transcript has 11 exons. The record is from RefSeq and is a predicted model, not a curated record. Lineage: Eukaryota; Metazoa; Chordata; Actinopteri; Cyprinodontiformes; Cyprinodontidae. The coding region runs from base 69 to 1274 and encodes 401 amino acids. Gene Ontology annotation, molecular function: hydrolase activity, acting on ester bonds.
GUCAGUCUCACUGAGUCACGUGACCCUCAGAGUUCAGACAGCAGCGGCGGCGGCAGCAGCAGCAGAUCAUGAAGUGCGUGUGGAUGUGUGCGUUGUUCCUGUUCACUCUCAUCCAUGGCGGUUGGACCAUCGGUGAUCAGCGCUGGUCUAAUGAACCCCACCACAGGCUUGACCCCGAGGUCGACAUGAACAUUACACAGAUCAUUCGGCGGUGGGGUUACCCUGCAGAGGAGCAUGAGGUCGUGACAGAGGAUGGCUACAUCCUGACAGUCAACAGGAUCCCUCAUGGACUCAGACACUCUGCAGGUCCGAGGUCAGCUGUCUUCCUGCAGCACGGACUACUGGCUGCUGGCAGUAACUGGAUCACCAACCCUCCCGACUCCAGUUUGGGCUAUGUGUUGGCAGAUGCCGGCUACGAUGUAUGGAUCGGGAACAGCAGAGGGAACACCUGGUCCAGGAAACAUAAGACUCUGAAUCCAGACUCUGAGGACUACUGGAGGUUCAGCUAUGAUGAAAUGGCUCUGAAGGAUCUCCCUGCCGUUAUCAACCAUGUUCUGAAGGUGACGGGACAGGAAAAGAUCUUUUACAUCGGACACUCCCAAGGAACCACCAUUGCAUUCAUAGCGUUCUCCAAGCUGCCUGAGCUGGCAAGUAAGAUUCGGCUAUUCUUGGGAUUGGCUCCUGUAGCGACCGUGGCGUUCACCGGCAGUCCUAUGACCAAACUCUCUGUCCUGCCAGAUUUUCUGAUCUGGGACCUGUUUGGAAAGCGGGACUUCCUGCCACAGAGCCAAUACAUCAAAUGGUUGGCUGAACAUGUGUGUGCAAAGAAGUUACUGAGCGAGCUGUGUGGAAACCUCUUCUUCGUCCUCUGCGGCUUUGAUGAGAAAAACCUUAACAUGACUCGGACUCCAGUCUACACCACUCACUGCCCUGCUGGGACGUCUGUCCAAAACAUGGUCCAUUGGGCGCAGGCUGUUCAUAAAGGGAGACUGAUGGCCUUUGACUUUGGACCAGAAGGAAACAUGAGGCACUACAACCAGUCAACUCCCCCAGAGUUUCGUGUCCAAGACAUGAAGGUUCCUACUGCCCUAUUUUCUGGGGGACAUGAUACUUUGGCGGACCCGAAAGACAUGGCUGUUCUUCUCACUCAGGUCUCCAACCUGGUCUACCAUCAACAUAUUGAGCACUGGGAACAUCUGGAUUUCAUCUGGGGGAUGGAUGCUCCUCAGGUUAUGUUUCCAUCCAUUCUGAAGCUGCUGCAGCAACAUCAGUAGAGACACAGAGAUCAUUCCUCUAGAUGACCAGCAGAAGACAAGAUGCCUGAGCUGAAGGUCCAGCAGCCAGGUUUUAUCAGGACCCUUUGUUUUUAUGUUUUUAUAAGGAAGUUUAAGGUGAUUGCGAAUUUAGAGAGAAAAAAUGGUCUCAGUUUGAGUUCAAAUAUGCUUUAACCCCUUUUUUAAAGACCCUCAAGGCUCCAGAACCACAAAAAAGAGAAGCAGAAUUAACUUUUAUGGCCCAGAACCAUCAGAAGCUCUGCACAGGUUUUUAUUAAACGUUCAUCUGAACUGUUUUAUAUUCAACCCACAGAAGUUUCAUUAAAGACAGACGCUCCUGUUGAGGGCAGAACCUGCAAAAGAACAGUGAGCGUUCGGUUUUCAUUAAAG